AGAAGAAGAUGCUUUUUCUGAGUAAACCAACUGAUCUAUCCAUCACAACCUGAAGCUUUUUCUGUCUGGAUUUGAAUCUGAACUUAAACCUUGGUAUGAAGCAGUGGUUAAAUGUCUCCAGCUUUAAUUCCCCAGAAAUGAACAACACUGUGAUAGUCUUCUCCUGCUCCUUGUGUCCUCUAUACUACACAUCUCAAAUUGAUCUUGAUGAACACACAGUGACAUUCCACCAAGGGAAAUUAGGAGAAAUUAAAUAUGAAAACAUGAUGCCUUCAGGAAGCUCCAGUAGUGAGCAGAACACUGGUGGUAAUUUACCAACUACCACCAAUCACAAACCACUGGAGGAAGAGCUUCACCAAUACACAGAGUGUGGGAACAGUUUUACUCAAGUGGUUGAUCUCAAAACUCAACACCACCUCCAUGCAGGAGAAAAGCCGUACAAGUGUUCGGAGUGUGGAAAAAGUUUUAAUCACAGGAAUACUCUCCGACAACACCAGCGUAUUCACACAGGUGAGAAGCCAUAUCACUGCUCAGAGUGUAAGAAGAGCUUUAAUCACCAUACAAAUCUCCAGACACACCAGCGCAUUCACACAGGAGAGAGGCCGUAUCACUGCUCAGAGUGUGAGAAGAGCUUUACUCAUCACAGUGCUCUCCAGCGACACCAGCUCAUUCACACGGGAGAGAAGCCAUAUCAUUGCUCACAGUGUGGGAAGAGUUUUAAUCGGCAAACCAACCUCAAAACACACCAGCUCAGUCACACAGGAGAGAAGCUGCAUCAGUGCUCGCAGUGUGGAAAAAGUUUUUCCCACAAAAGUGGUCUCCAGACACAUCAGCGCAUUCACACAGGAGAGAAGCCAUACAGUUGCUUAGAGUGUGGCAAGAACUUUGCACAACUGGGUCAUCUUCAGCAACACCAGAACGUUCACACGGGAGAGAAGCCAUAUAGUUGCUUAUACUGUGGAAAGUGUUUCGCACAAGUGGGCCAUCUUCAAAAACACCAGACUGUUCACACGGGCGAGAAGCCGUAUCGCUGCUCGGAGUGCGGAAAGAGUUUUACUCAGCCGAGUACUCUCCAAGCACACCUACGUAUUCAUACAGGAGAGAAGCCGUAUCAGUGCUCACAGUGUGGGAGGAGUUUUACUAAGCGAGGCACUCUCAAAGCACACCAGCGCAUUCAUACAGGAGAGAGACCUUAUCAGUGCACUCAGUGUGGGAAAAGCUUUACACACCUGCUGAGUCUCCAGAUACACCAGCGAAUACACACCGGAGAGAGACCCUAUCACUGUUUACAGUGUGGGAAGAGCUUUAUUCGCCAAACUUAUCUCCAGAUCCAUCAGCGCAUUCACACGGGAGAGAAGCCGUAUGUCUGCUCACAGUGUGGGAAGAGUUUUAGUCAGCUGAACACUCUGAAAUCACACCAGCGCUUCCAUACAGGUGAGAAGCCUUACCAGUGUUUGGAGUGUGGGAGAAGUUUUAAUUGCCAAGCAAAUCUCAAUGUACAUCAGCGCAUCCACACAGGAGAGAAGCCGUAUAAAUGCCUAGAGUGUGGAAAGAGUUUUGCACAGUCAGGUCAUUUUCAACAACAUCAGCGCAUUCACACAGGAGAAAAGCCCUAUCACUGCUCGCAGUGCGGGAAGAGUUUUACCCGUCAAGCGAACCUCCGAACACACCAACGUAUUCACACGGGUGAGAAUCGUCAUUGCUGCUCAGAGUGUGGAAAGAGUUUUACUUACCGAAGUAAUCUGGAAAUCCACCAGCGCAUUCACACUGGUGAGAAGCCGUAUAAUUGCGCACAGUGUGGGAAAAGUUUUGCACAAGUAGGUCAUUUUCAGCAACACCAGCGUGUUCACACUGGAGAAAAGCCGUACAACUGCUCGUAUUGUGGAAAGAAUUUUGCGCAAGUGGGUCAUCUUCAACGACAUCAGACUAUUCACACAGGAGAGAAGCCUUUUCCAUGUUCACAGUGUGGGAGGAGUUUUGCUGAAAGUGGCACUCUUAAAUCACACAUGCGCAUUCACACAGGAGAGAAGCCUUAUCAUUGCUCACAGUGUGGAAAGAGUUUUACCAAAAGUGGUACCCUGAAGGCACACAUACGUAUUCAUACAGGAGAAAGACCGUUCCAAUGUUUACAGUGUGGGAAGAGCUUUUAUUGUCGGAGCCCACUCUUAAUACAUCAACGCAUUCAUACGGGAGAGAAACCGUUCCACUGUUUACAGUGCGAGAAGAGUUUUUAUUGCCGGAGCCGCCUCCAAAUACAUCAGCGCGUUCACACAGGUGAAAGACCGUUUCAUUGCUUACAGUGUGGAAAGAAGUUUUAUUGCCGGACUCACCUUCAAAUACACGAGCGAAUUCAUACAGGAGAGAGACCGUUUGACUGCUCACAUUGUGGGAAGAGUUUUUAUUGCCGGACCCAUCUCCAAAUACACGAGCGCAUUCACACAGGAGAGAAGCCCCAUGUUUGCUCGCAGUGUGGAAAGAGUUUUAGUCUGGUGAGUACUCUUAAAGUACACCAGCGCAUUCACACAGGAGAGAAGCCGUAUCAUUGUCCUCAGUGUGGAAAGAGCUUUGCACAAGUGGGUCAUCUUCAACAACACCGACGCGUUCACAAAGGAGAUAAGACGUAUCCUGGCUCACAGUGUGAAAAGAGUUUUGCACGAGUGGAUCAGCAUCAAAAAGACAAACCUGUUGACAUAGAGUUGUCGUAUCGCUGCUUACAAUGUGGUAAAUGUUUUAUUAAAAGUGGUGCCCUCGAAGCACACAUGCGCAUUCACACAGGAGAGAGACCGUAUCACUGUUUACAGUGUGGCAAAAGUUUUUAUUACUGGACAUAUCUCCAAAUACAUCAGCGCAUUCACACGGGAGAAAAGAAGUACAUCUGCUCACAGUGUGGCAAGAGUUUCAGUCUGCUGAGUACUCUCAAAGUUCACCAGCGCAUUCACACAGGGGAGAAGCCGUAUGUCUGUUCACAUUGUGGCAAGAGUUUUAGACUGCUAAGUAAUCUCCAAAUGCAUCAACGCAUUCAUACAGGACAGAAGUUAUGUCUCUGAUUACAGUACAUGAAUAUUUUUUCUGAAUGCAUACAUUGCUCAAUAACUCGAUAAAGUAACGGUACCUGUCUUUUAUUUUACACAAGUAGAAGUCAGUGUCUCAUAUAAAGCUUGCAGAACAAAGAAGUGCCCCAUUCACAGGUGUGCACUGAAUACUUACCUUUGUCCUGCACAACAUACUGAGUUUAUAAUUUAGUCUUUUGUUUAUAUUUUCAGGAAUAUUUUGCAGGCUGGUUCAUACACUUAACUGAGCAGAAGGGCUGUUCGAGACUGUCUGUGGAGGUAGGUGGGAUGCUUCAGUAUCCCCUCUGGAGCAAUUAGGAGUAGAAAACCUUUACAGAGACCUACUCUAUAUGGCAACCACAGGUAUCCUUGACCUGAUAAUGUGCAAGAUGCUUUUAUGAGUGGGCACUGAUUUGUGAGUCCUUGCUAAGCAGUAUAUAUUCAGCUAUAAUAUCCCAAAUUCAUCAAGUUAUCACAAAAUGGUCCUGCUCUUUUUUGCUUCCAACACAUCAGCGAGCACUAAUUCUUUGCUUGCUGACAAAUAUAUCCCACCCCUUUACAGGUGCCAUUUUAACAAGAUAAUCACUGUUGGUCACUUCACCUGUUAAUGGUUUUAAAGUUAUGAUUGGUCGACGUAUUGAGCACCUGGGACAUGAUUUAUCCCUUCAAUUAUCACAAAUACUUUAAUUCAGAUGUUUUUGUACCUCUUCCUUUGUGCAUAUAUGCCAGUAUAAUAGUAUAUGUAAAUAUAAAAAAUAAGUAGUUUUGGAGAUCGCCAGCACUUCGAACAAAGCAUUUGAAAGGGUUGUUUUUCUUUCUUUUUGAAUAUGGGUCUUCUUUUUGUCUAAUUAAAUGUUCUCUAGAACCGGGGUGUUCUGUCUUAACAUUUGUCCCACUCUAUACUGUCGCUCAUUGUAGAGUCAUUGGGUCAAACCUGGCCACCUCAACAUAAAAGGUCUUCUAGGCAGAUGUAUAGCCCUGUAAUAACUAGCCAGUAGGGCAGGAAAUGUAAAUACUAGAGCCGGGGUGUCCCAUCUUAAUAGAAAGGGUCCGACCACACAACAGCCACACCUGGUUACACCUGUUAAAUCAGUUGAUACUGGCUUUUAAUAGAUUGAGGUUUCUGCUUGUUGGGAAUGAAAACACUACUUUAUUAGAAUGUGCACGUCCUUGCCCUACUGGCUAGUUUUGUUGUUGUUGUUGUUGUAGAAGCAAACUACAUAAAAAUUCUUCAAGAAAAAAAUUCUUUUCUUUGUGUAUUUUCUCUGUAUAAAAACUAAAGUCGGUCAUGAAAACUCUGUAUUUAAAUCUCUCUCUGCAUUAUCUGUGACACACGACAAUUCAGAUAUUUCCUAAUAACUAUGAAUAAUAAACUAAGAAAGAU
Molecule: messenger RNA, 4434 nt
Organism: Tachysurus vachellii
Lineage: Eukaryota; Metazoa; Chordata; Actinopteri; Siluriformes; Bagridae
Product: gastrula zinc finger protein XlCGF57.1-like
Exons: 3
Coding region: 96-3047 (983 amino acids)
Biological process (GO): regulation of transcription by RNA polymerase II
Cellular component (GO): nucleus
Molecular function (GO): DNA-binding transcription factor activity; RNA polymerase II cis-regulatory region sequence-specific DNA binding
Source: RefSeq, a predicted model, not a curated record